Colletotrichum tamarilloi is the source of this 1578-nucleotide messenger RNA. Its product is annotated as cytochrome P450. The record is from RefSeq and is a predicted model, not a curated record. The transcript is spliced from 5 exons. Gene Ontology annotation, molecular function: iron ion binding; monooxygenase activity; oxidoreductase activity, acting on paired donors, with incorporation or reduction of molecular oxygen. Lineage: Eukaryota; Fungi; Ascomycota; Sordariomycetes; Glomerellales; Glomerellaceae. Bases 1 to 1578 code for a protein of 525 amino acids.
AUGUCAUCCAAUUUCUCCUUCGAGUUGGGCGGGGCGCCGUACACCAUCCCCUCGCCCACUGAGAAGCCCAUCGCCUAUGUCGCCACCGUCGUCCUCUUCGUCAGUCUGGCCUACGCCCUCGGCGACCAUGGCGCCAAACUCCCCGAGAUCAACCCGCUCAAGCCCUUUGAGUUGUCCAACACGCGCCGCAUCCUCGAGUUCUACCAGACGAGCAAGGAGCUCAUGCUCAAGGGGAGGGCCAAAUUUGGCGACAAUCCGUGGAAGCUCAUGACGGAAUGGGGCAAUUGCUUGGUCUUGCCCCCUGACUUUAUCCACGAGCUUCGCAGUAAUCCCAACCUGGCUUUUGUGGAGCCUGCUAAAGAUGUGAGGCAAAAGAUUCCCUCUGAUUCGCACGGCUAUAUUCCCGGAUUCGAGGCCUUUGAUGGCGACGAAGCGCUUCCGACGGUCGUCACAAAGUAUUUGACAAAAGCUUUGACCAAGCUUACAAAGCCCCUAUCCGAAGAGUCGACACUCGUCCUCCGCCAUGUCCUCACCGACUCAACUGAAUGGCACAAGAUAAGCCCCCAGCAAGACAUCAUGCGCAUCGUCUCCCGCCUCUCCUCCCGCGUCUUCGCCGGCGAGGAACUCUGCCGCGACGAGGAAUGGGUCCGCGUCUCAUCAGAAUACACUGCCGCCGCCUUCGGCGUGGGCUACGAAGUCGGCCAGUGGCCCCGCUGGGCCCGCCCCAUCGUCCACUGGUUCCUCCCCUCGUGCUGGCGCGUCCGCGCCCUCCUCAACGAGUGCCGCAAGACCCUCCAGCCGCACAUGGAGCGCCGCGCACAGCGCAAGCGCGAGGCCGUGGCCGCCGGCAAGACGGGGGCCGUCUUCGAUGACGCGGUAGAGUGGUUCGAAAAGGAGUCCUCGCGCAAGCCGGACCCGGCGACGCAGCAGAUUUCCCUCUCGCUCGUCGCGAUCCAUACCACGACCGAUUUGCUCACGCAGACCAUGAUUGAUCUGGCGGAGCACCCUGAACUGUUUCAGCCUCUGCGCGAUGAGCUCGUUCGCGUGCUCAGCAAGGAAGGUUUGAAGAAGACGGCGCUGUAUAAUCUCAAGCUCAUGGACAGCGUCAUCAAGGAGUCGCAACGCAUGAAGCCAGUCCUGCUCUCGACUUGGCGCCGCCUCGUCAUGAAAGACGUGACCCUCUCCAACGGCUUCGUCUUGCGCAAGGGCCAAAAAAUCAUCGCCACAAACACCCACAUGUGGGACGCAAACUACUACGAGAACCCGGCCACCUACGACGGCUACCGCUUCCUCAACAUGCGCGGCACCGACGAGGAGAAGAACGCGCACCUCGUCAGCACCAGCGCCAAGCACCCCGGCUUCGGCCACGGACAGCACGCGUGCCCCGGUCGCUUCUUCGCCGCCAACGAGGUCAAGAUUGCGCUGGCGCAUCUGCUGCUCAAGUACGACUGGAAGUUCCCGGAUGGGUUCAAGCCGCAGAUGGUGCCGCACGGGAUGGUUCUGUUGCCGGAUCCGUCUGCGACGCUGUUGAUUCGUAGGAGGAAGGAGGAGCUUGAUCUGGACUCGUUGGAGUGUUGA